Messenger RNA from Rhodofomes roseus, 2024 nucleotides. RefSeq names its product MFS general substrate transporter. The record is from RefSeq and is a predicted model, not a curated record. Lineage: Eukaryota; Fungi; Basidiomycota; Agaricomycetes; Polyporales; Fomitopsidaceae. Gene Ontology annotation, molecular function: transmembrane transporter activity. The coding region runs from base 139 to 1674 and encodes 511 amino acids. Gene Ontology annotation, biological process: transmembrane transport. The transcript has 5 exons.
CAGAACACGACCACCGCCUCCUCUUCGUCCUUGACGCCCCCAGGCGCCCUAGGGUCAGAAACAGAGAAACACAGAGAAAGCGCCGCUACCACCGCUGCCGAGACCGGUUCACGAUCAUCCACUGUCGUCGACGGCGAGAUGCCUGAGCGCCCUGAAAACGUCGAAGAAGAGUUUGAGCGUGAGGCGUUGGGCCCCAGGCCCGGGGAGAAGGGCUGGGACAAGUAUGAGGUCACCAUAGGUCCGGACGACCCAGAAAAUCCGCAAACUUGGUCGAGACCAUACAAGUGGUAUCUGACGAUGCUCGGAGGUCUUCUCGUGCUUAAUGCAACGUUUGCGAGUUCAGCGCCAGAAGGCAUUGAAAUGGACCUCAUGGAAUACUUCACCUUUAGUGAGGAAGUCGCCGUUUUGACCAUCUCGUUGUUCGUCGCGGGUUACUGUGUGGGACCACUUGUCUGGGGUCCCUUGUCGGAGCAAAUAGGCCGGAGAAAUGUAUUCAUCAUCUCCUUCCUCUUCUACACGGGAUUUCAAGUGGGAUGUGCCCUCUCGCGGAAUACUGCAUCAAUCUUGGUCUUCCGCUUCCUGGGCGGGACGUUCGCAGCUGCACCAUUGUCUAACAGCGGCGCUGUGAUCUCAGAUAUCUGGGAUGCCGGGACGCGCGGAGAGGCGCUCGCGUUCUUCACGCUUGCGCCCUUCGCCGGCCCUACGAUCGGUCCUGUCGUGUCGGGCUUUAUGGCAAAUGCUGGUGUCAGCUGGCGGUGGUUGUUCUGGGUGCUCACCCUCUUCGCUGGUGCAUGUCUGAUCUUGAUCAUCUUCACGCUCCCUGAGACAUUCCUCCCGAUCCUCGUCGUUCGCAAGGCAAAACGGCUACGUAAGGAGACAGGAGACGAUCGUUAUUGGGCACCGUUCGAACGCAACACGGACACACUUGGCCAGCAUCUCAAGCGGGUCCUAGGCCGUCCGUUCGUUGUGCUUGCUCUGGAGCCAAUGCUCAUCGCCAUCACUCUCUACAUGAGUUUCGUAUACGGCUGCAUUUACCUCCUGUUCGAGGCCUACCCGAUUGUAUUCCAGGAGGGUCACAACCUCAACAUUGGUAUCUUCGGCCUGACGUUCCUGCCGAUCUUCCUGGGCGGUGUUGCUGGUGUUGUCACCUACCUGCUGUUUUUCAACCCGCGCUACAUCCGUGCGCAGAAGCACUACGCACCCGACCCGGUCCCACCUGAGCACCGACUCGAGCUCGCCAUGGUCGCCGCGCCGAUGUUCGCGAUUUCGUUCUUCUGGUUCGGCUGGACGUCGUACCCGUCGAUCAGCCUCUGGGCGCCACUCAUCGCGGGCUUCCCGCUCGGGUGGAGCAUCGUCUACAUCUUCCUCGCGCUCUUCAACUACAUAAUUGACGCCUACCUCUUCGUCGCCGCCUCCGCGCUCGCCUCGACCACCGUCGUGCGUUCGGUCUUCGGUGCGGGCUUCCCGCUGUUCGCCGGCCAGAUGUUCGACACGCUUAAUCCCCGCUGGGCGUCGACUCUCCUCGGGUUCAUCGCCGCCCUUUUGGCCCCCAUCCCGUUUGUGCUUUACAAGUAUGGUCACAUCAUCAGGAAGAAGUCGAAGUACGCCCCGACGAAGCCGCCGACCGUGCCCCUCGAGGAAAAGCCGACGGACCCGGCAGUGGAGAACGUCUAGAGAUAUCCUCGAUCGUCGUGUUGGCUCGCCCGCCUCGGGCUGGAAGCUGCCUGCUCUCGUCAUAUUUGUCAUCGCCACUCGCAUCUCUAUGCCCAUCACGCAUCUUACGCCUUGCAUCGCGGCCGCCUGUCAUAGGUUCAAUCAGGCCCGUUUACUCUCUGGUCUGACAUUACUACCCAUUGCUCCGUGCUUUUACGUCACACGCAUCCCUAAUUACGAUUCUCCACGACACAGAUCAGCCUAGACAUUCCUGGGACCUACGGUCAUCUCUAGCCUUUAGCAUAGUACGCACUGUAUCAUUUAGUCACCCGCUAGCGAUAGAUCUGGUAUACAACGAAUUUGCAUUGAAA